Molecule: messenger RNA, 3213 nt
Organism: Morus notabilis
Lineage: Eukaryota; Viridiplantae; Streptophyta; Magnoliopsida; Rosales; Moraceae
Product: probable leucine-rich repeat receptor-like protein kinase At1g35710
Exons: 2
Coding region: 1-3174 (1057 amino acids)
Biological process (GO): protein phosphorylation
Molecular function (GO): protein kinase activity; protein binding; ATP binding
Source: RefSeq, a predicted model, not a curated record
AUGAAAACCAUGCUAAAGCCUCUUCUUCCCCUUCUCCAUAUUAUUCUGCUUUCGUUGCUUCCAUUAAGGACCACCUCCACCCCAAGAACACAAGCGGAAGCCCUGGUCAAAUGGAAGAACAGGCUGACUUCCUCACCAUCUUCUCUGAAUUCGUGGUCUCUCAGCAACGUCAACAAUCUCUGCAACUGGACUUCCAUUGUCUGCGACAACUCCACGGGAGAAGUCUCCGAAAUAAACCUCUCCGGCUCGGAGCUGACGGGAACACUAGACCAGUUUAACUUCACACCGUUUGUUAACAUCACUGUUUUCAACCUCAACAAGAACAAUCUCGUCGGGACAAUUCCGCCGGCCAUUGGUAACUUGUCAAGGCUCACUUUGUUGGACCUGAGUAACAACGAUAUUGAGGGAGAAAUACCUGUGGAGAUUAGCCAAUUAACAGAGCUUCAGUUGCUGAAUCUUCACGACAACUAUCUCAACCACAUCAUCCCUUAUCAACUGGGCAAUCUGCAAAAGGUAUGGUACUUGGACCUUGGCGCAAACUACUUGGAAAAUUCUGACUGGUCUAGGUUUUCAGGCAUGCCUUUGUUAACCUAUCUUGAUCUUUAUUUGAAUUCCCUUACCGAAGAAUUCCCAGAUUUCAUAUCAAAGUGCGGGAACUUAACGUUCCUUGACCUCUCUCAAAACUAUUUCUCUGGCCCAAUACCAGAACCUGUAUUUACCCAUCUAGGCAAGCUUGAAUAUCUCAAUCUCACUAAUAACCAAUUUGAGGGACCCUUGUCACCAAACAUUUCAAAGCUUUCCAAUCUCAAGCACCUCCGCAUAGCAAUUAACCCGUUUGGUGGUCAUAUUCCAGAUGAGAUUGGUUCCAUAACUGGUCUUGAAACUGUUGAACUGUAUCAAAAUUCCUUACAAGGGAAAAUAACUUCUUCAAUAGGCAACCUCAGGUCGCUAUCCUCCCUUGACCUUCACAAAAAUUUCUUGAACGCUUCAAUCCCUUCAGAGCUUGGAUUUUGUUCUAACCUCACCUUUUUGGCUCUUGCUGAUAAUGUCCUUUCUGGUCCCCUUUCCCCUGACCUGUUUACCAACUGGACUGCACUGAUCUCUUUACAACUUCAAAACAAUAGCUUCAAUGGGCAAAUUCCACCAGAAAUCGAGAAGUUGACGAACCUUCAUAUUCUUUUUCUUUACCAAAAUGACUUCUCUGGCCCAAUUCCCUCUGAGAUAGGAAACUUGAAGAACUUGAUGAGCCUAGACCUCUCAGGAAACAACCUCUCAGGUCCAAUUCCAAUUACACUGUGGAAUCUCACAAAGCUCCAGUCUAUGCAACUUUUCUCCAACAAACUUGAAGGUACAAUUCCUCUGGAGAUUGGAAAUUUGGUGGCCCUAACAAACUUUGAUGUCAACUCCAACCAAUUGUCGGGAGAAUUGCCGGAUGCUAUUUCUAGCCUCACUAACUUACAGAUUAUCUCAGUGUUCACAAAUAAUUUGUCAGGAAGAAUUCCCCGUGAUUUUGGAAAGAAUACUCCUAACUUGACAGUUGUAAGCUUUUCCAACAACACUUUCUCAGGAGUGAUUCCCAGAGAUCUUGGAAAAUUAAGUGAGUUAAUGAUUCUGGCCCUCUCUAACAAUGACUUUGUUGGGGAAAUUCCGUCGGAACUGGGAGAUCUACGCAUGUUGUCCAGACUCAAUCUUAGAAACAACCAUUUCACUGGGGAAGUCCCUAAAAGUCUAGGCAAACUUACUUCUUUAAACACUCUUGACCUAUCGGCAAACCAUCUAACAGGGAGCAUACCAGGAGAGCUUAGUUAUUGCGUACGAAUACAAAGAUUAAACCUUAGCCAUAACUUGAUAUCAGGUAAAAUACCGGUUGAGCUUAGCUACACACGAGUCCUGAAUGAAUUGGAUCUUUCUUUCAACAAUUUGAACGGUCCAGUUCCAUACGCAUUCCAAAACUUGCCAGCAACCGCCUUUGUUGAAAACUCCGGGUUGUGUGGAAAUGUUUCGGGACUUAAUCCAUGCACAGAAGAUUACUCAAGCAAGAGGUCUAGCGACAUAAGCAACGAGAUUAUUAUUGUUAUCUUUGUUCCUGCUGGCCUUAUACUAGCGCUUGCGACUGCUUCUGUUAUAGUUCUUAUACUACGACACAGAUCUAGAUUUCUCGAUGAGAAAACUAAAAGCUUUAACCAGCUUGAGUGUUCUGAGCCAACCAUAUGGGCUAAAGAAGGUAAAUUCACUCUUGGGGCAAUCAUCAAGGCCAUCGAAGACUUCAGCGACGAGAGUUGCAUCGGAAAAGGAGGAUUUGGCACCGUUUACAAGGCGGUUUUGCCUUCGGGUUUGGCCGUUGCAGUCAAACGGCUGGACAUUACAGGCUCUCUUGACAUGGUUCCAAACGUAAAUAGUCAAAGUUUCCAGAGUGAGAUUCGGACUCUUGCAGAAAUCCGCCACAGGAACAUCAUUAAACUCUACGGCUUCUGUUCUUGGAAGGGUUGCAUCUACUUGGUGUACGAAUUCGUAGAGAUAGGUAGUCUGGCGAGGGUAUUAUACGAGCUAGAGAGAAACGUAGAUCUUGGAUGGGAAACAAGGGUUAGAAUUGUGCGAGGAUUGGCACAUGCAAUUUCGUAUUUGCAUCACGCCUGUUUCCCGCCAAUCGUGCACCGUGACGUGACUUUGAACAACAUUUUGCUCGACCAAGAUUUGGAGCCACUUUUAUCUGAUUUUGGUACGGCCAGACUUUUGAGCCCAGAUUCAUCCAACUGGACCAACAUUGCUGGGUCUUAUGGCUACAUUGCUCCAGAGAUGUCGCAGACAAUGAGGGUGACAGAAAAGUGUGAUACAUACAGUUUUGGGGUGGUGGCACUAGAGAUCAUGAUGGGAAGGCACCCGGGGGAGCUGCUGCAAUCUCUAUUGGCAUCCUCAUCAAGAACAUUUUCACAGAAUGGUGAAGAUUUGCUCUUGAAGGAUGUCUUGGACCAAGGGCUUUUGUCGCCGGCAGGUGAAUUAGCAGAGGCAGUGGUGGUGGUGGUGACUUUAGCCUUUGCAUGCGCGAGUACGAAUCCAAGAGCACGACCCACCAUGCAUUUUGUGGCACAAGAACUGUCAAAACCUACCUUGCCUUACCCGUCUGAGCCAUUCGAUGUCAUAACCAUUGAUAAGCUAAUUAAACGCGGUGCAUAGAUGAAGAAUUUGCUGUAAUGGGUUUAUUUAUUUAUUUAU